Phaeoacremonium minimum UCRPA7 is the source of this 1101-nucleotide messenger RNA. RefSeq lists its product as hypothetical. The record is from RefSeq and is a predicted model, not a curated record. The transcript is spliced from 3 exons. Gene Ontology annotation, molecular function: oxidoreductase activity. Bases 1 to 1101 code for a protein of 366 amino acids. NCBI's taxonomy places the organism in Eukaryota, Fungi, Ascomycota, Sordariomycetes, Togniniales, Togniniaceae.
AUGACACUCGACCAAGCUUAUGCAAUCCAGAAAUGGCUUGCUGAGCAAGAGUUUCCCACCACCUUCUCGGCCUCGCUAUUCUUUGCUCUCUUCAAGACCUACGGUGUGCCUUCUAUCUCCCGGCUGCUCGUAAGUACAGGGCAGUUUGCUAGCCACAACGACGACGACGACGACGACAAGUUGGCUAGGACCUCAAAGCGAGCCGCCGACACCAGCGUGCUGCUUACCAAUAUGGUGAUGGCCAGGCCCGGCUCCACGCGAGCUAUGGAAUCUAAGGCGCGCACAAACUUCCUCCACGCCUCAUAUCGGCGAACUGGCAAGAUAUUGGACGACGAUAUGCUAUACACGCUCAGUCUGUUCGUGCUGGAACCUAUGCUCUGGACCGAAAAGUACGAGUGGCGUCGCUUGACCGAUAAGGAGCGCUGCGCCAUGGCCAUAUUCUGGAAGGCUCUCGGCGAGGACCUUGACAUCUCGUACCAACAGCUCCCUUCACACCCGCAGGGCUGGGCCGACGGCCUGGCCUGGCUGGACGAGCUCGACACAUGGAGGCGCGAGUACGCCGACCGCAGCAUGACUUCGUCUGCUUGCAAUGCUAUCCUGGCCUCUUCAGCAAUGGACAUGAUGCUCUACCGCUUACCAACUACACUCAAACCUGUCGGCCGGAAUCUGCUCUGUACACUUGUUGGACCAAAGGUGGGAGAAGCAUUGAGACUGCCUCUGCCUCCGACUGGCUACCAAGCUAUGCUUCGUUUCCUCGUCAGUCUCCGAAAAUUCCUUCUCCGCCAUCUUCUCCUCCCGCGCCCAUACUUUCUACGUCGCAAGUAUCUCCUCGACAGCCCCCAGCCCUUUACCAGUCGAUACAACGUUGCCCGCUGGCAGGUGCACCCCUGGUACGUUAAGCCUUCUUUCCAGGAUCUCUGGGGGCCGAGGGCGUGGCUGCGAUGGGCAAGAGGUGGCGCCUUGCCUGGACAUUGGGACGACAAGUUCCUUCCUGCGGGGUACCGGCUCAGAGAGGUAGGGCCGGCCCAGCAGAUUGGAAAGGGAGAGACAGAGAUGAACGAGAUGAUUGAGACCUUGAAAGCCAAAUGCUGUCACUGUUAG